AUGCCGCCACCAAUACCCAAAUUGAAGUUUCCUCCCGCUGGCAUGUCCAAGAAGACUAUCCCAGGGAUUGAUAUACUACAAGUUAUGUGGUCUUCAGAGCACGUUGUACCAAUAAACUCGAAAAUACAACUCACCAACCCCAGACAUCCCAGGCACGAAGUCAUGAAGCGCAAAUGGGAAUCUCGCACUGAUCCUCUGUGGUGGAACUGCCUGAGUUCCAAACAAAUCAGUAUGAAGAGUGUAGUUCGUUCCUGGGUCAACAUCAGGGCAAGACUGGCGAUUGUGAAUGCGCUGAAACGGAAGGGAUACGAUACAAAUGGCUACAGGAUUGACGGCAAUGGUGACGAGGCCCCCAAACCCAACCUCGUAGGCAGCUUACACUUGAGUACGCGCCCUGAGCUUCUACGUGCGAAGUGGCCAGACGUGGAGGACCAGGCCGACAAAAUUAUUGCAGAGGUUGAGCGACUGCAAACGGACAAGGCAAAGCCGAAAAGGAAGAAGAGAACGAUGGAGUGA
This is a messenger RNA of Pseudogymnoascus destructans, 516 nucleotides long. RefSeq lists its product as uncharacterized. Lineage: Eukaryota; Fungi; Ascomycota; Leotiomycetes; Thelebolales; Thelebolaceae. The record is from RefSeq and is a predicted model, not a curated record. Bases 1 to 516 code for a protein of 171 amino acids. The transcript has a single exon.